ACGCCGGCCACUGGUUUGCAGAAACAAGUGACUGGAACAAAACGUAGGGCAGAAUGUUCAGAGGAUGCUUUUGAGUGUCUGAAGUCAGGCCAAGGUGACGUUCAACAAGGCUUAACACAAGUGGAAGUUGAGAGACAGGGUUCUGCUUCACCUCAAAUUAGUUGCGGUACUAAAGGAAUUAAGACAGCAUCCACCAGGACAUUGAGUAAUUAUUUUAAUUUUCAGUGGACAAAAGUCUUGUACCAGAAUAAUUUAAAGCAUAUUGCAUUCUUUCCUACAUUUUUCAAGGGCUACAGAUGUAAUAAAUCAUCUGAAGUAGCACCAAAAAAAUUCCUUUUGGGAGCCUGAGAAAAUGAAUGUCAAAUUUGACAAAAAUUACAACUUACACAUGAAAUUUUCAGAAUUUUACCUGUGUAAUCACAAUUUUUGUGAAAUUUGACAUUUAUUUUCUCAUGACUUCCAUUUGGUGUUACACUAAUCUCGUACCCAGAUCUCACUCUGUUUUUUUUCCCUUGGCUGUGGGAGAUCUGGGUACGAGAUUAGUGUUACACAUGAUUUAUUAUGUCUUUAGCCCUUGAAAAAUGCGAAAAAAAAGAAAACAAUAUGCUUUAAAUUAUUCUGGUACAAGAUUUUUGUUCACUGAAAAUUAAAACUACUCAAUUCCCUGAUGGAUUCUAACAUUUUUGAGCAUUUUGAAGAUGGCGGAACACUCGUAUCCAAGCUACUCGCAUUUAUAAUCCAGGUAGCUUUUUUCUGUCGUGAAACAUCAUCAAACUUCUCCACUAAGGGAUCAGCAAUUUUAAGCAUCGUUCAAACUUCCCGACCCUGGGGCCAACAACUUUUAGCAUUGUUCAAACUUCUCGAUCCUUGCUAAAAUUCCCCAAAUGGGGCGGGCACGGACGAUCAAAGUCUCCACCUCAUUGGUCCCCCCAUCCGGCAUGACAUUGAUCAGUGCAUAAUUAGCAAUUAUUGAAUGAGGCUGAGUAGGAUACAAAGAAUUCUGCAGGGAGGGUGUUAUCCACCGAGGCCGACGAAAGCCGAUAUCAGUGACUAUUUUAUUAUUCCUUCAAAAUAAUUCCAAGUUUAAAAACAAGCUAAAACUUACUUACCUCUGUCGAUGUUAAGUUCAUAUCAAUACUGAAUAGUGCAUCGUCAUCAGGAAAUUUAGGAUAUAAAAGUUCUGUCGAGGUCUGUAGAUAUACUCCAAGUAGCAGAUGUCGUCCUUCGAGUUGUCUUCUUGCUGAUUUUAGACAAUAUUUCGCCGUGAAACGAGUGAAAUGUUUCGGCUACUGUUCAGCCAUUUUGUUUUUACUCAGUCUCGUCCCCAGGUUUUCGCGGUUAACGGUUCAAUAUGACAUUUUGGGCCAACUGUCACUGUCAACAACAACAGUCCUAUUCAGGACUACGUUCACCCGGACGAUCAAACUCAAACUUUUGUAAAGUUAGUGUGUCAGUCAGUUAAUUACUACAGUUACUGGUUCUAUUUGUUUGUUUUACAGAGAUUGCCAACUGUGAAGCAGACAUCACAUUUUUUGCCAAUCGUCAUGAUCCAGACACAAGGCAAUGGCUGUUUGACGACUUUGACAAGUGGUUCGAUGAUCCUAAAGACUCCAAAGCAUACGUUCUUCUAGGUGAUGCUGGUGUCGGCAAAAGUGUGAUGUCAGGAGCCUUAGCGCAGCGGACGAAGUUGGCUGAACAUCUAGGAGCUGCUUACUUUUGCCGUCAUAAUGACAGUACUAGAAAUGAUCCUAGGAAUCUUCUUGCGACAAUAGCAUCUCAACUCUGUGAUUCUAACAGUCAGUACAAUAAUAUAAUAGGAGGCAAAGAUGGUGUAAAAUUAAUGUUAGCCAAUCCUAAUUUUGGGGUUCUGGAACUUUGUACUAAAUUACUAGAAGAGCCAUUAGGUAAGUGCAGCCCAUCUCAGCCACGCAAAUUAGUUAUUAUUGAUGCUCUAGAUGAGACAGAGUAUAAGUCCAGGGAAGAUUUUCUUUUCCUUAUAAAAGAGCGCUUCCCUCGGCUUCCAGAAGGUCUUGUUUUUUUCAUCACAAGUCGCCCAGAGGACAUGGUACAGACGCGUUUGAAGAGGUACAAUCCGUGUGUUAGGAUACGCGCAGGAAACGGAGAAGGGAACUGUUUCUGUCAGGAGCAUGAACAAGACAUCCAACGAUUUUUGGUAAAUAAUGUAAAUUUCUCCCAUUUCCGUUUCUCAGCGGAGGACGUUGCAAAGAAAUGCAACGGACUGUUCUUGUAUGCUUUCUACAUUGCGAAAGAACUUAACGAUUCUAUUCGUUUGGGUGAGGCGCAUCACAGAGCCGUUUUUUUCCCGCCUGAUGUUGAGGAAUUUUUUAGGACAAAUUUACAGCGUGUUUACGAUAAAGUAGGGGGAGAUCUUUAUUGCAAGUUACUAGACUGUAUCUUGUGUGCACCAUCCCCUCUUCCCGUAUCGUUUAUUUCGUAUGUUAUUCACAGAGAAAAUUCAAAUAUUGAUGAGCAGGAGAUAAUCGAUGGCGUUUCCCAAUUUUUGGAGCUGAAAGAGACGGCUACUUUUCUUCACUAUCUGAUACCGAGGUGGUUGGCAAACAAGAGAAAAGCUCGAAAGUUAUAUAUUGAUGAUGAAAGGGCUCUUGAUUACUUCAUAGAAAUUUUGUAUGAAAUAUUUUCCUCUGUAGACGUAUCGCGACCAAAGGAUGCUAAGCUGAUCUGCGAUCUCCGCGAAUGUUUGAACAAAGCAAGGAAAACGAAAAGAACCCAUUGA
This is a messenger RNA of Porites evermanni, 2755 nucleotides long. Lineage: Eukaryota; Metazoa; Cnidaria; Anthozoa; Scleractinia; Poritidae. The record is from the annotation of a GenBank genome assembly.